UUCAACAAUGAGCUCACCUUGACUCUCCCUUUUAGAAAAAAUGACAUCUCUGAGAUUAUGCCACAAAUGUUAUACUGUCCUAAGUAAUACUAGAACAAAGCAAUAUCAGCUGAUUAAGACAUGUGGAAAAGUUUUGCAAAAUAAUCCCAGAAAAUGCCAAAAUUCUAUUGCUACACAGUCUUUGAGAUUCAACAGCACAUCAACUGCAGACAAUCCAAAUGUGAAUACUACAAUAGACCAAGACGAACAUCAUAAGUUUACAAAGCUAGCAUCUCAUUGGUGGGAUGAGAAAGGAGAAUUUUAUGCCCUUCAUACCAUGAACAGAUUGAGGAUUCCUUUGAUACGUGAUGCUUUUGUCGAUGUUACAGAUAAAGGAUCAAAGAUAUUUCCGUUGAAAGAUAUAUUAAUUCUAGAUGUUGGAAGUGGAGGUGGAAUUCUUACAGAGCCUUUAGCAAGAUUAGGAGCUACAGUAACUGGUAUAGACAUGGUCGAAGAGAACAUACGAAUAGCUCAGACACAUAUUUCUCAAGAUCCAGAAAUAGCAGGACGUGUAAAUUAUAUUCAUGGUGCCGUAGAAGAUUUGACGGAGGAAGGGAAGUUUGAUGCUGUAGUGGCCUCUGAAGUGGUAGAACACGUAUCUGAUGUUGACAUGUUUAUCUCAUCAUGUUGUAAACUCAUAAAGCCAGGGGGAUAUUUCUUCCUGACAACUUUAAAUAAAACUUAUCCAUCCUAUUUGCUGGCAGUACUGGGUGCUGAGCACUUGUUAAAAAUUGUCCCACCUGGUACACAUGACUGGAAUAAAUUUAUUCCACCAGAGGAUCUUCAACUUUCCUUGGAGCAAAAUGGAAUGACAGUCCGUUUGUUACAUGGAAUGUGCUAUAACCCAGUUAUCAACAGAUGGUCAUGGAUUAGUAACACGAAUAUUAAUUAUGCCAUGUAUGCCGUAAAAUCCACCCAGUCUAUACACCCACAUGAUACAAUAGAACAGACAGAUUAUUAAUUUCCUAUUAUUCACAUUAUUAAAAUGUAAAAUGAUAUAA
This is a messenger RNA of Mytilus californianus (California mussel), 1040 nucleotides long. Its product is annotated as ubiquinone biosynthesis O-methyltransferase, mitochondrial-like. The record is from RefSeq and is a predicted model, not a curated record. Gene Ontology annotation, molecular function: 2-methoxy-6-polyprenyl-1,4-benzoquinol methyltransferase activity. Bases 41 to 1000 code for a protein of 319 amino acids. The transcript is spliced from 5 exons. NCBI's taxonomy places the organism in Eukaryota, Metazoa, Mollusca, Bivalvia, Mytilida, Mytilidae. Gene Ontology annotation, biological process: ubiquinone biosynthetic process.